AUGACUUCUCCCCGGGCCGUAGCCUUUGCUUCUCUCUCCCUCUUCCACAUCCUGGUGACGCCAUUAUUCUUACUGUCCAGUGUAGUCCGCUCCACCGUUAAAGCGCUGGUCAGCGUCCAGAAGCUCAGCGAGUUCUUCUCCAGCGAGGAGAUCGGCGAGGAGACGGAGAAGUGUGCGCUCUCCCAUAAGACGGGGCAUCAGAACAAGUAUCAGGCGCUGGUCAGCAGCGGCUUUUUCACGUGGACUCCGGAGGGCACGCCUGCACUAUCAAGCAUUGACAUCCGGAUUCCUCGAGGUCAGCUGACUAUGAUCGUCGGACAGGUCGGCUGCGGGAAGUCCUCGCUCUUAAUGGCCACGCUGGGCGAAAUGCACAAGAUCUCCGGGGACGUAUUCUGGAACAGCGUUGCUGACGGUGAGGCGACGGCGGAGGACAUGAGCGCAGAGCGGGAGGCAGCCAUGGAUGUGGAGAUCAGGAGGCGGGGGGCGGUGGCGUACGCCUCCCAGAAGCCCUGGCUCCUGAACGCUACGGUGGAAGAAAACAUCACGUUUGAGAGCCCCUUUAAUAAGCAGAAGUAUAAAGCCAUGAUUGACGCCUGUUCCCUGCAGCCAGAUAUCGACAUCCUGCCACAUGGAGAUCAGACGCAGAUUGGAGAACGGGGGAUUAACCUGUCCGGGGGUCAGCGGCAGCGCAUUAGCGUGGCGAGGGCGCUGUACCAGCAGGCGAGCGUUGUGUUUCUGGACGACCCGUUCUCCGCUCUGGACAUUCACCUGAGCGACCACCUCAUGCAGGACGGUAUUCUAAAGAUGCUGCGAGACAACAAGACGACGACUGUGCUGGUCACACACAAGCUGCAGUACCUGCCGCACGCUGACUGGAUUAUUGCCAUGAAGGAUGGGACGAUCCAGCGAGAGGGAACUCUGAAAGACAUCCAGAAUUCGGAGCCUGAACUGUACGAGCAAUGGAAGACGCUCAUGAAUCGCCAGGACCAAGAGCUGGAAAAGGAAAUCAUAGAGCGGAAGACCCCGGGGGAGAGGAAGAACUGUACGAGACCCUUAUACUCGAGGGAGACGCUGCUGGGAGAUGAUGAGGAAGAUGAAGAAGAGAUCUCCGAGAGCGAUGAUGAUGAUGACAACUUGUCCUCCGUUCUGCACCAGAGGGCGAAGAUGCCGUGGAGAGCAUGUGGCAAAUACCUGAGCUCAGCCGGGAUCCUGCUGCUCCCGCUCCUGGUCUUCUCCCAGCUCCUCAAGCACUCGCUCAUGGUCGCCAUUGAUUUCUGUCUGGCAAAGUGGACCUCAGAUGCGAUUUUCAACGCUUCAUCUUCGGGCUGUACGGGGCAGAGCUGCGGUUUUGACCACUCGCCAUACUCCAUGGUGUUCAGUGUUCUGUCCUGCCUGACCAUCAUUAUGUGCCUUGCGACCUCCAUCGCAGUAGAGUGGACCGGUCUGCGAGUCGCCAAGAAGCUGCACAACAGUCUCCUGAAUGCCAUCAUUCUGGCGCCCAUGAGGUUUUUUGAGACAACGCCUCUGGGCAGCAUCUUGAACCGCUUCUCCGCAGACUUCAACACCAUAGAUCAGCACAUCCCAGCUACCUUGGAAUGUCUGAGCCGCUCCACCCUCCUGUGUGUGUCAGCGCUGGCCGUCAUCUCCUACGUCACCCCCAUCUUCCUCAUCUCCUUGGUCCCUCUGGUCAUCACCUGCUACUUUAUUCAGAAGCAUUUCCGAGUAGCCGCCAGGGAUCUCCAGCAGCUGGAAGACAGUACACAGCUCCCCCUGCUGGCGCACUUCUCUGAGACCGUUGAGGGGCUGACCACCAUACGAGCCUUCAGGUAUGAGGCCAGAUUCAGACAGAAGCUGCUAGAACUCACGGACUCCAACAACAUUGCAUCUCUGUUCCUCACAGCAGCUAACCGUUGGCUGGAGGUGCGCAUGGAAUACAUUGGAGCUUGUGUCGUCCUGGUUGCUGCCGUGGCCUCCAUCACCAAUUCUCUGCUGCCCUCUGGACAGGUCGGGCUCGGACUCACUUACGCUCUGAUGGUGUCUAACUACCUGAACUGGAUGGUGCGCAACCUCUCGGACAUGGAGAUUCAGCUAGGAGCCGUGAAGAGGAUUAACAGCCUCCUGAAGACUGAGCCGGAGAACUACAUGGGGCUUCUCUCCGCCUCCCAGAUCCCACAGAACUGGCCGGACCGAGGCGAGAUCCAGAUCCAGAACCUGAGUGUGCGCUACGACAGCUCCCUGAAACCCGUCCUCAAGCAUGUGAACGCCCACAUCACCCCGGGACAGAAGAUCGGGAUUUGUGGGAGAACCGGAAGCGGAAAAUCCUCCUUUUCUCUGGCGUUUUUCAGGAUGGUGGACAUGUUCCAGGGGCGCAUUGUCAUUGAUGGAAUCGAUAUCUCGAAGCUGCCGCUGCAGACGUUGCGAUCCCGUCUCUCCAUCAUUCUGCAGGAUCCCAUAUUAUUCAGUGGGAGCAUAAGAUUUAAUCUGGACCCUGAGAAUAAAUGUACGGACUGCGUGUUGUGGGAGGCGCUGGAAAUCGCCCAGCUCAAACACGUGGUGAAGGCGCUACCCGGCGGCCUGGAUGCGGCAGUCACCGAAGGAGGAGAGAACUUCAGCGUGGGGCAGCGGCAGCUCUUCUGUCUGGCCAGAGCCUUCGUCCGGAAGAGCAGCAUAUUAAUCAUGGACGAAGCCACAGCCUCCAUAGACAUGGCCACUGAGAACAUCCUACAGAAGGUGGUGAUGACGGCGUUUCAGGAGCGCACGGUGGUCAUCAUCGCGCAUCGGGUGCACACCAUCUUGAAUGCAGACAUGGUAAUUGUCAUGAAGAGAGGCGCCAUCAUGGAGUACGACAAGCCGGAGGUCCUGCUGGAGCGCGAGGACAGUAUGUUCGCCUCGUAUGUUCAGGCCGAUAAAUAAGAAACUUCCAGAAGUGCAAUUCACGAAUCGUUUAGUUUUUUUAAUUGUGUAAAUUACCUGUAAAUAAAGAGGAUUUCGUAAUAAAGAUCUUCACGCA
This is a messenger RNA of Bufo gargarizans (Asiatic toad), 3010 nucleotides long. RefSeq names its product ATP-binding cassette sub-family C member 8-like. NCBI's taxonomy places the organism in Eukaryota, Metazoa, Chordata, Amphibia, Anura, Bufonidae. Gene Ontology annotation, molecular function: ATP binding; ATP hydrolysis activity; ABC-type transporter activity. Bases 1 to 2913 code for a protein of 970 amino acids. The record is from RefSeq and is a predicted model, not a curated record. Gene Ontology annotation, biological process: transmembrane transport. The transcript has 27 exons. Gene Ontology annotation, cellular component: membrane.